AUGAUCCAGGAAACUACUGCUCGCAAGCGAUCCUCUGGGUCAACCUCGAAGCGCAAGAAGUCGCAACGACUGAAAAUCAACCCUCCAAAGCCUCCACGGCUGAUUCUCCAUCCACCAAAGCCACCUCAACAAAAGCCAACUAAAUUGAAAAUGGUGCUACGGCCUCCUCCAAAGUCGCUUUCACUCGAGGUUGAUCAUUCGCCUCCUAGGUGGAAGGAAGUAACGCUUCUUGGAAAUGGUGAAGAUGCCUCGUAUGACUAUGGCGAUAUCUGUAAAGUCCAAUCCAUCAUGAAAGUCUUCAAUGGCACGUUGAGUGCGACCAGGAAAGUUGAGUCGAACGAGAAGAAGCUCAGCAGGGAUCCUCUACUGCCCAGCGACGUGACCACGACUGAGACGGAUACUAUGACUGAAGAUAUGAGGGCCAAAUUGGAAAUGAACGAUAUACUGCAAGAAGCCCUCAAGUGCCAUCAUUGCGAAAAGACCAUGCGCCUCAAACCAGAGGCCAUGGAGUCAGAUAUUCUCCACGGGAUUUACAGCUGUUCUGAGGAUCCCCCAUUCCUUAUCAGUCAACCCUGCGACGAAGACGAUGUGGCUCCAGAUGAAAUGCCCAAGGCAGUCAGCGAACCAGGCUAUCUGCAUUUGGCAACAACAGCCCAGCAGGAACAGUAUCUUCAGUUGGUGGAGAAGUUCAUCACCCGAAAUCGUGAGAGGAAGGUCUUUCGGAAUAUGCGAGAGGGAGUAGAUCAGGGCUACGAGUCCAAAUUCGCCUUUUACUGUGUGGACUACCAUAUUCACCAGCAUUUCAUCCACAGACGCAGUAUUCUCAACUACUGCCGAUCAAAUGAAGAGAUGGACGAGGUUCAAACAUGGAAGAAAGACCUCGCAAAAUGGGCUGCAAAAAACAACGCCCAGCUUGCCAGCCAACAAAGAGAAAUGCAGGACGAGAGUGAGUUUACCGUGACCACAUCCAGCACGACUGCUCCAAUCCAGGUCGCUCGAAAGGCAAAUCCUGGAUUGUUCGACCCAUUUUCCACAUCGACUACGUUCUCAGGGGAAGAGUCGUCAUCAUCCCGAAACUCAUCCAUCUUCUCAUCGUCUAUGAGCCAUUCUUCCCCUUCAACAGCAGCCUCAUCACCACCGAAAGCUGGCUCAUUACCCAAUACACCGCCACCAAUCACUAUCCCCUGGCCCAAGGAGCAAGCCGCAUUUUCGAAUCAAAUUAGCCUGCAUCGCCAUUUGACUAAUUCGCACGAAAGGGCAGCACGAGUCCUGCAAGUCCGCGAACGAUACCACAGAACCAUGAGAAAGCGCGCCGAACAACGCCGCGAUGGCCUCAUUAUCGCCAACUACGAAGCGGCAUUUGCGCUACAGAAGUGGCAGCGUGGGAGAGGUGGGCCGCUUGCCAUGCAACGACAGCGGAGUAUUGGGGAGUUGUUGAAUGAAUACAACCGUUGA
Messenger RNA from Talaromyces amestolkiae, 1455 nucleotides. RefSeq lists its product as uncharacterized. Lineage: Eukaryota; Fungi; Ascomycota; Eurotiomycetes; Eurotiales; Trichocomaceae. The record is from RefSeq and is a predicted model, not a curated record. The transcript is spliced from 2 exons. Bases 1 to 1455 code for a protein of 484 amino acids.